Oncorhynchus keta (chum salmon) is the source of this 1776-nucleotide messenger RNA. RefSeq lists its product as uncharacterized. The record is from RefSeq and is a predicted model, not a curated record. The transcript has a single exon. The coding region runs from base 1 to 1341 and encodes 446 amino acids. Lineage: Eukaryota; Metazoa; Chordata; Actinopteri; Salmoniformes; Salmonidae.
AUGACCGCCAAGUGCGUCUUUUACAUGGACGACGUCAACAUUUUAUGUACCGACCUUUUAUCCGUCGACAGGACUCUGGACAGGACUGACUGGUACGGACGAGCCUCUGGGGCGAGACUGAACAGAGACAAGACAGAGGCCCAAUUCUUCGGACCGUGGGCAGACCCAGACUUGACCAGACUACCUCUGACAGUUAAACUGACGGACAUAAGGGUACUGGGGGUAAAGUUUGACCGCGGGGGAGGAGGGAGCGGUAACUGGAGUGGGAUCCUGGGGACUGUAAGACAGAGACUGGGGUUUUGGGGACUACGACAGCUGACUUUUGAGGGCAAGGUUUUAAUCAUUAAAGCUGUGAUUUUACCUGUGCUUUUAUUAAUCAGUUCUGUUUUUAUCCCCCCUCGAAGGAGUAUUUUAGACCUGGAGCGAAUGCUUUUUUACUUCCUGUGGGGAGGCAAGUGGGAGAGGCUGAGGAGGGAGGUGGUCAAGAGGCCCAGGUCCAAGGGGGGAAAAGGCUUGCCUGACCUCUACUUGUUCCUGGGCAGCCGCUACACAGCGUUACAUCUGACUCUUGCCACCUCCCCGGUCAACAACAAGACUCAGGCCCUCGCACGGUUCUGGCUGGGAUCUUACCUCAGGACUCUGAGGCUGAUCCCAGUCGACCUGCGAGCCCCAGUCUCUUUCCUGCUACCCCCGCCCUACGUCCAGCUCCAGAAGUUUUUAAGACAUUUUAAACUGGAAAAAGAAACAGUCACGGUCUUAACAAAACACCUCUCUCUUCUCUCUCUUGUGCAGGAGCGGGAACCAGUAUGUCCAGUGCGCGGGCUCGCUAUAGGUGAGCCCACAACGGUUUGGCGCAACGUGGACCAUCCUGCUCUCCUGAAUCGGCAUCGGGACCUGUCCUGGAUGGUCGCCCACGAGAUCCUCCCGUUCAGGGCCGUUAUGCAAUCACGGGGCAUGGCGAGGACAUCCGCGUGCCCCCGACCAGGCUGCGGCCAAGAAGAGUCGGUGAGGCACAUGCUCUGGGAGUGCAGAGCCGCCAGGGACCUGUGGAAGGAAGCAGGCCCCCUGAUCUCCUCGUGUCUGCCAGCAGGGGAGGACCUAACACCUCAGCUCGUGCUGUAUGGGGUGGGCCGAAGGCCCAUUCCAUCGAAGACCUUCACCAAGCUCUGGCCCACCCUCACGUGCCUGAAGGAAGCACUGUGGUCCUCCCGUAACCUGCUGGUAGCGAAAAACGUAGAGACCACCCCCCAGGCAGUGGCCAUGGUAGCCACGGAAGCCCUGGGGUGGUACGAAAGGAAGGGGGCCUCGACCCCAGGCAAAGGAUCCCCCACAACACCCUAGGUCCCGACGGCCACGGCCUGACAGCGCUGCGGCGCCUAGGGCGAUGCGCCUAGGGGAGGGAUCUCCUCUGGCCCCGAAGGACGGGACGAUGAUCUACUCAGAAGAGCAGGGUGAGGUGAGCUUGAUACAGACUCACCCCGCUCCUGUACAAGGGACUGAAGACAGCUUUUUAACAAAGUGGCUUUUUAACAUGUUUUUCAUGUCUUAAAAAUGUUUUACCUUUGGUAGAUCAUUAGUACACAUUUUAAAUGGCUUUUACAGAUUUGAUGUUUUUACAAAGAAAGUACUUUUAUUCAUGGUUGUUCUCAUUGGUUUUAACAACAUGUACUUUUUAACAAAUUUAAAUGUAACGUUCAAAUGCUGUGUUUUAUGCUUUGUUGCCGGUUUUGUGUGUAUAAAUUAUGUAAAAAAUGUAUGAGCUGUUUUUAAAGGAAA